Magnolia sinica is the source of this 4511-nucleotide messenger RNA. Its product is annotated as protein SPA1-RELATED 3-like. The record is from RefSeq and is a predicted model, not a curated record. Gene Ontology annotation, molecular function: ATP binding; protein binding; protein kinase activity. Bases 1267 to 4023 code for a protein of 918 amino acids. Gene Ontology annotation, biological process: photomorphogenesis; protein phosphorylation. The transcript has 8 exons. NCBI's taxonomy places the organism in Eukaryota, Viridiplantae, Streptophyta, Magnoliopsida, Magnoliales, Magnoliaceae.
GUUCCUGUAUCAAUCUAUCUAUGGAAACUCGAAAAAGAGGAAUCAUUUGAAAUAGGUUUUGAGACUUUUAGGCGUUUGGAUUGCGGAAAAUUGAAUUCACCGGCGAUUCUUAGCGCAGUUUUGGGAUUAUUUUUCUGAAAUUUCAGAUGUUUUGAAUCUGCUACCGAGUUUUCGAGUUGGAGAAGAGCUGAGAGCUCAGAUUCUUCUACCUCUUACUGGAAUUGCUUGAAGAUAGCGAUUUCAGCGAUUUGAGGGUUUUGGGGAUUGAAAAUGCUGAAAUUCACGAGCUUACGAGAGUUUGAUAGAGAUUUCAAGAACAGAAAAGGGUAAAAGAAGCCAAAUGGGAAGAAAGAAUUGAAAAUUAGGGUUUUAAAGAUCCGGAAUCAGUUCCAGAUCUGUUUCCUUGGGUUUCUCGGCGUUUAAAGAGGACAAGGGAAAGAAAAGAAGAGAAGGAAGGAGAUUCCGCAAUUGAGAGUAGUGAAUAAAAGCACGAUCUUUCCCCCCUUCUCUUUCCCUCUUUUUCGUUAAGAAUCUGAUGUUAGAAUAUUGAGUUUUUGGAGUGUUUGGCGGCACCUGUUCUUCCAUAUUCCAUAACGGGAAAUCUGGUCCACAACCUCGAGGAAAGUCGCCCUUUCGCCUCGCCCUAAUAGAAGCACGGAACAUGAGGACGUGCUUCGGCCACGUACUUGUAUGGAGAAUAAAAGCAACGAGCAUUAGAAGGGCGAAGAUAACGAAGUAGAGGCCAAGGUCUUGAAAAGAAAUAAUAAAAUAUUGCAAAAGCCACCAGUAGAAGUGAUAAAAAAAGACAAGGAAGUGAAAAUUGAAAUUGAAAUUCCUAUUUUCUUAUCAACGGCUGGCAGGUUUUUUGCGCGUUUGGGAAAAGGAAAAGAAAAAACGAAAAGAAAAGGUGGAGAAAUGAGAUCGUAUUUUGUGAGGUGGAGGUGUUUUUGAGAGAAAAAAGAAAAGCCAAAUGCAACUAAAGUUCGAAUGGUUGGCUCGUCUUCUCCAGGUUGGAGCAGCAGAUCAUCUCCUCUCCUGUUGCUCUUUACGAAAAAGGGAUUUCCGCAAGUGGGUUUUGGUGGGUUAGGAUGUUUGUGUUGUUUCUGCUGAGAAAGAGCAAGGUUAAGCUCUUUUCUUCCUGAGCUGUACCGGAUACAGGACGGGAUUGUGUUUCAAUGGGGAGGAUGUGGUCCGUUCUAUUAGACCAGAGCUUCUUUUGGUUGUGAUUCUGAAGUGGGUUUUCGAUGGUGUUGAUGAUGGAAAGGAAUGACUGCUGUAGGUGGGUAUCACUAUAGAUGGGUAGGAAUGGAGGGUUCGGAUGAGUCGGGUUGGGAGAAGUCCAGUAGUUCUAGAGGUUUGAAUGCUUGCAUCGCCUUGAGCAGUAGCCGCAGGCUGCUUCACAGCAACCAGCCAUCGAAUAACACUGCACAUGCAGCAGCGGCUUCGUCCAAGGAGAGAGGUCAGGCGGUUCCAUCUAGCACUGAUAAUUUCGACAACCAGAUAGGUUCUUCCGGAGUGUGUGGCAAUGAGAUCAUGGACCUCAACACUCUUGUUAUGGAGCCGUGUGACGUUAGCUUGAGGCAGUGGUUGGACAAGUCGGAGCGAUCAGUUGAUCUUUUGGAGUGCUUGCACAUAUUUAGACAGAUUGUGGAAACCGUGAACCUUGCACAUUCGCAAGGGAUCGUUGUUCAUAAUGUGCGCCCUUCCUGCUUCAUCAUGUCUUCUUUCAACCGCAUCUCCUUUAUAGAGUCUGCUUCGUGUUCAAGUUCAGGUUCGGAUUCAUUUGAGGAUGACAUGACCAGCAAGAUUGUGGGAGAUCAGAGCUCCUCCUCGCCAUCUGCGCAUGGUCCAACACAGCAGAGAAACAGGCUAGAAAGGGAAGGUUCCUCUCAAGAGAUAGCUCCAACAGCUGCUUCCCAAAGGGCAUCUGAAGCCAGUUGCUUGCGGUCUGGUUCGGCUUAUGCAACACGUCUCUCGUCAAUUGAAGAGGUGGAAGAAAGAAAAGUAGAGGAACAAGGCAAUGCUGAAGAAGUUGAAAAACGGAAUAAAACAUUCCCAUUAAAGCAGAUAUUGGUUAUGGAGAUCAAUUGGUAUACCAGUCCAGAAGAGGCUGCUGGUGCUUCAAGUUCUUUUUCUUCAGAUAUUUAUCGCUUGGGAGUUCUUCUUUUCGAGUUAUUCUGCACGUUUAGCUCGACAGAAGAAAAGCUGAGAACCAUGUCCAACUUGCGGCACCGUGUGCUACCCCCUCAGUUACUGCUGAAAUGGCCAAAGGAAGCUUCAUUUUGCCUGUGGUUAUUGCACCCUCAGCCCAACACUAGACCGAAAAUGAGUGAGUUAUUACAAAGUGAGUUUCUCAAUGAACCAAGGGAUAAUUUAGAAGAGCGUGAAGCAGCUAUAAAGCUAAGAGAGGAAAUAGAAGAGCAGGAGUUGCUGCUGGAAUUCCUUCUACAGAUGCAACAGAAGAAACAAGAAAUUGCUGAUAGGUUGCAUGAUACCAUAUCUUGCCUGUCAUCUGACAUUGAAGAAGUUCUGAAGCAGCAAUCGAUGCUUAAGAAAAAGGGAAGUUCUUAUACAGAAGCAAAGAAGGAUGAGCAUACUUUACUGGACAAAGUAGUUCAACCAUCAGUUUAUCCUGUGCGAAGUGAGGACUCAACUGCCUUGGGUUCCCGAAAGCGUUUUAGACCUGGUCUUCAGAUUCACAGUGAGGAAUUUAACGAGCAUUCGGCUGAGGUUCAGAGGUCAGACUCUCGGUCGGAGAACCAAGAAAGUAUGCUGUCCAAAAGUCAUCGGUUGAUGAAGAACUUCAAGAAGCUGGAGUCAGCUUAUUUUUCAACAAGAUGCAGGUCGUUCAAGCCAGCAGGGAAAUUGCAACAUAGAAAUUUGGCAGCUGGUAGUAUUGGUAGAGGGUCAAUUGUGCGAACUGAAGGUAGUUCAGUUGAUAAUUUGGCUUCUAAGGAAGGCCAAAGUGAAGGAAGAAGAAGUGGGUGGAUAAAUCCAUUCCUUGAGGGUUUGUGCAAGUAUCUAUCUUUUAGCAAGUUGAAAGUUCGGGCAGACCUGAAGCAAGGGGAUCUGCUAAAUUCUUCUAACUUAGUAUGCUCAUUGAGUUUCGAUCGAGACAGAGAGUUUUUUGCUACUGCUGGUGUAAAUCGUAAAAUUAAAAUUUUUGAAUGCGAUACGAUUUUAAAUGAAGAUCGUGACAUUCAUUAUCCUGUAACUGAGAUGGCAAGUAAAUCAAAACUUAGCAGUGUCUGUUGGAAUAGUUAUAUCAAAAGUCAGAUUGCUUCAAGUGACUUUGAAGGCGUUGUGCAGGUCUGGGAUGUUACAAGAGGACAAGUUUUUGUGGAACUGAGGGAGCAUGAGAGGCGUGUGUGGUCUGUUGACUUCUCGCUUGCAGACCCGACAAAAUUAGCCAGUGGAAGUGAUGAUUGUGCUGUCAAGCUAUGGAAUAUCAAUCAGGGAGGAAGCAUUGCGACUAUCAGAACAAAGGCAAAUGUGUGCUGUGUCCAGUUUCCUCCUGAUUCUGCACGCUCACUUGCAAUAGGCUCGGCAGAUCAUAAGAUCUAUUGCUAUGAUCUCCGUACCACGAAAAUACCAUGGUGCACACUAGUUGGCCACACGAAGACUGUCAGCUAUGUCAAGUUUGUAGACUCGACGACUCUUGUAUCGGCAUCCACAGACAACUCAUUGAAGCUAUGGGACUUGACAAUGAAUACAUCGUCGUCGAGGAUAAUUGACACUCCUAUCCAGACAUUCACUGGUCACACAAAUGUGAAGAAUUUUGUGGGUCUAUCAAUAUCCGAUGGGUACAUAGCCACGGGAUCGGAAACAAAUGAGGUUUUUGUCUACCACAAAGCUUUCCCCAUGCCAGUUCUGUCAUUCAAAUUCAACAACACAGACCCACUAUCCGGCCAGGAAGUCAAUGAUGCGUCCCAGUUCAUCUCCUGUGUCUGCUGGCGUGGCCAAUCCACCACCUUGGUCUCCGCCAAUUCCACCGGAAACAUUAAGCUCCUUGAGAUGGUUUGAUUUCAUCCACUCCCCUUUGGAAUUUUUCAUUGCCAUGGAGGCUAUUUGCUGAAGAAAUUUUUGAGCCAGCAGUCAAGCCCCAGGGAGGAAGCGAACAUCUGUAAGCAAAGCUGAGAGGAUGCUGGCUGGGCAGAGCUACCACCAGAGCAUUGGAAAUUUUUUGAGGAUGCAUUUCAAGGGAGAUGGACAUGGCCAGGGUGAGGUGCUGUUUUUGAUCAAAUGUACUGUAAAAAUGGAAAAUGAUAGUUGGUGAUGUAUAUCAUUGUUAGUAAUACAUGUAGUCCUUAUAUAUGAUUGGAUAUUCCUAAUUUAUUUUGGCUUCUUGGUUUUUUUCCCCUUGUUAAGAAUAGUAGGGGUGCAAAAUGUGCACGUAGAAAACCUCCAUGCAAAGCUAAAACGUAGAAAAUUGUGGAAAAGAAUCCAGUCUACUGUUUGUUUUGCAAAUAUUGUUAUUAUUAUUAUGGAAAUUGAUAUCCUUUUCCUUUCAA